AUGGAGUCGACUGCUUUGAAUGGAAGGACGGCCAGAUGGCAGAUCUUGCUUUCUGAAUUUAACCUAAUGUAUGUGAGUCAGAAGGCCGUGAAAGGGAGCGCAAUAGCUAACUUUUUAGCUAGCAGAACCUUAGAGGAUUAUGAGCCUUUGAAUUUUGAUUUUCCAAAUGAGGAUUUGAUAUAUGUGGCAGCCACUGAAGAAAAUUCUCAAAUGGAUCAUGUGUGGAAAUAUGAAGCAUACAUUAUGGGCAUUCGUGUAGCUAUUGAACUUAAAAUCAAAGUGCUAAAAGUGUAUGGGGAUUCCGCAUUGGUGAUAGACCAACUCAAAGGAGAAUGGGAUACAAAAGACCCUAAACUAAUCAGUUAUCGAAAGAUGGUUCUCGAAUUGAUGGAUGAGUUUGAUGACAUCACUUUCUGUUACCUUCCACGAGAUGAGAACCUGAUGGCUGAUGUGUUGGCCACCCUAGCCUCUAUGAUCCGAGUGAACAAGUUAGAGGACAUGAAGCCUAUUCAGAUGAGUAUUUUUGAAACCCCAGCUCAUUGCUAUAAUAUUGAGGAAGAAGAGAAAGAUGAGCACUCCUGGUAUCUGAAUAUAUUGCAAUAUGUGAAAAAUUGUGAGUAUCCAAAUUAG
Molecule: messenger RNA, 630 nt
Organism: Gossypium raimondii (Peruvian cotton)
Lineage: Eukaryota; Viridiplantae; Streptophyta; Magnoliopsida; Malvales; Malvaceae
Exons: 2
Coding region: 1-630 (209 amino acids)
Molecular function (GO): nucleic acid binding; RNA-DNA hybrid ribonuclease activity
Source: RefSeq, a predicted model, not a curated record